Molecule: messenger RNA, 1922 nt
Organism: Fonticula alba
Lineage: Eukaryota; Rotosphaerida; Fonticulaceae
Exons: 5
Coding region: 101-1756 (551 amino acids)
Biological process (GO): protein processing
Cellular component (GO): nucleus; membrane
Molecular function (GO): aspartic endopeptidase activity, intramembrane cleaving
Source: RefSeq, a predicted model, not a curated record
CCCCCCCCUCCCCCCUCGCCCAACGCAGAUUCCACAAGAGGGUCCGGCUCAGGAGAUCCACAAGCUCACCGCUGCGUGUCCGUGUGCAUCACCGGCGAGGAUGGCGUCAAGCCUCUUCCGGGCCGCGCCUUUGAUGGCCGAUACCUUCACCCAGGCCCAGCCACCCGUGGCCCCUGGGACGGAGCAGUCCGCCAUGCCGGCUCAGUCUGCUCCCCCGGCACACCCCACCAGCAUGCCUCAGACCCCCGGCACCCCGCCUCCAGCUCUUGUGGACCCCUUCUUCUCCGGGCGCGGGCCCACCGGGCAGGAGGCCGAUCUCCUGGGGGAAGGCCUUGUCACCCAUGAGGCCCACGAUGAUGGCGCGGGCGCCUUCGACGAUGGCCGUCUCGAUGCCAGGCCCGAGGAUCUUGGCGCCGACGGGGAUGAUGAUGACGAUGAUGAUGAUGACGAUGACGACGAUGACCUUGCCAUGACUCCGCGGGUGGCAGCCCAGUUCUACCUGCCACAGAUCUAUGGUCUGUUUGCUUCGCUCUUCGCCACCUUUUUCCUUGUCAUCUGGUGGGCGCCCACCAUCUUCCUCAGCGUGCCCUUCAACUAUACUGGUGUCGUCCUUUCCACCGGGACAAAUACCCUCUCCACUGGGUCACAGCUGCUGGUGGCUGUCGCCAGUGCUGCCAUCCUUCUAGUCAUCAUCCUGGUCAACACGGUCAUCCUGCUGGCCCUCUUCUACUAUGGCUACAUCCGGGUCAUCUAUGGCUGGUUGAUCGUCGCCACGGGCCUCAUCCUCUCCUUCAUCGGCGGUAUUGUUUUCUACCGCCUUCUUGAGACUUACAAUCUCCCAGUCGACUGGGUUACCUUCUGCUUCCUGCUGUUCAACUUCUCCGUCGUCGGCUUGCUGGCCGUCUUCGGCAAGCUGACCCUGCGAAUGCAGCAGGUGUAUCUGGUCAUUGUGUCGGCACUGGUGGCUACCAACCUUUCGGGACUGCCCUCCUGGACUGCCUGGGCUGUGCUGAUUGUCGUGUCCAUCUAUGACCUCUUUGCGGUGCUCUGCCCCCAGGGCCCGCUCAACCUCUUGAUCAACCUGUCCCAAACCCGCCAGCAGAGCAUCCCCGCCCUGCUGUACAGUGCCGGCAUGGCUCGUCUCGCAUCCUCAAAUGAUGACAGUGUGCCAAUCCUGGCCUUUACCGCUGGCACCAGCGAUGACAGUGGUGAUGAGCAGCCGGAGGAUGCCGACACCCAGGUUGGCCAAGCCCUGCUCAGCAGUGGCCACCUGGAGUCGGUGCUCCUUGGCGAGGCCAUGCCGUCGGCUGCUUCGGACCUCGAUUCUGCCGCGGUCCCGGCCAUCGACUCGACCACCGGCAACCCGAUCCUGGAUGCUGAGACUGGCCCGAAGGAUGUUUCCGACGAACAGGACGACGGCGACGACGACGACGGCGAAGAUGGGGAUGAGCCCCCCGGCCGGGGGCCGGUCCAGCUGGGCCUCGGUGACUAUAUCUUCUACUCGCUGCUUGUGGCCCGUGGCGCGCUGACGUCCGAUGGCAGCGAUGGCGGCGCAUCGGCCGCCAUCGCGGUCAUCUCCUGCGUCCUGUCCACUCUGGUUGGCUUGGGCCUCACCCUUUCGCUGCUGGCCCUCUUCCGGAAGCCGCUCCCUGCCUUGCCCAUCUCCAUCGGCCUCGGCAUCCUGGCAUACGUCUUCUCCGCCUUCCUGUCGACGCCCAUGGUGGUGGAGAUGACUCGGCAGGUGGUCUUUGUUUAGUGCAUGCAACACCUGUCCUCGCUCCUCCGUGCUCGACUGCCCUCCUUCCCUCUCGACCACACGGCCUUGCUGGUGGGGAGAAGAGAGAGGAAGCCCAAGGGCGAGAGGCACACGCCCUUGAUAUGGAGAAAAAAAAGAAAGAAAGAAACUCCCAACAUCUCAAAUA